AUGGUCGCCGAGUUUCUCACCAUCCGCAACAACACAAGCACUCCAAUCAUCCUGAAGCGCAUUGAGCGCUUCGGGCCCCCGGAGUCCAACAAUGACUUCGGUAUCCUCGCCAGAAACUUCACUCGGGUUCUCACGAACCAAACCCGUGCCAAUGCGCCCGUUCUCGCGAUCACCGAAUUGACACAGCCGUUCGAGGAGCUGCAAGGCCUCGAUAUCCGUGUUGAGCCAUUCGCAACCAAAACGACCCAGCGCCGAGCCUUCAAGAACUCUGAAAAGGAGCGCAUGCGUCUAACCUUCGAAGUCGAGGGUGAGCGACACCAGAUUCAAACACCCGUGCCAACCGCCGAGUCGGCUACCAUGAAAGCGCUGGCCGAGCACCCCAAAUUCCGGUUCACAGGCAUCUACAUCACCCCCGAGUCUCAUUUGAGCAUUUUCUCCUCUGCAAACCUGAAUGCCUGGAUGCACCAACUGCGCGAUGAUACCCUUCUCUCUGCGCUCUCGAUUCCUGGAACCCACAACUCCCCAACAUGCUAUAUAGCCCCACCUUCCGUGCGCUGUCAGGCCGUGAGCCCACGCGAACAACUGAAGAACGGUGUCCGCUUCUUCGAUAUCCGUGUCCAACCACAGUAUCCCGAUGACCCGGCAAAGGAUGAACUGAUCCUUGUGCAUAGCGUGUUUCCCGUCUCACUGACUGGGAACAAGUACUUCCGCGACUUGAUGAAGGAGGUCAAUGAAUUCCUCGAGCAGAAUCCGUCCGAGUCUUUGAUUAUCUCGGUCAAGCGUGAAGGUGCCGGGAAUGCGAAGGAUGAACAGCUUGCUCGCAUCUUGCACCAGCACUACGCCGUUCAAGGUAGUCGCUGGUGGGUUCGACCUAAGAUCCCGACUUUGGGCGAGGCGCGUGGUAAGGUGGUUCUUAUUCGCCGCUUCAACUUGCCUGAGCCACUGAAGAAGGAGCAUGGAGGAAAUGGGUGGGGCAUUGAUGCUGCUGCUUGGGAGGAUAAUACUCCCAGCGCGGUUUGCCCAAGUGGACAACUCUGUAUUCAGGAUUUCUACGAGGUCCAAGAAUCGACUAAUAUUGAGAAGAAGAUCAAAUUUGUCAAGGAGCAGAUUGAUCGCGCCUCGCAUGCUCAAUAUCCGUUGGGUGUGUUGCCCAAUGCACAGGAGGCCCGGAAAUAUCCUUUCUUUAUCAACUUUUUGAGUGCCAGUAACUUCUGGAAGACUGAUACCUGGCCGGAGAAGAUCGCUGCUAAGGUCAACCCGGCUACUGUUGAUUACAUUUGCCGUCGUCACAAGGACGACGAUAGAGAUUGCUCGACGGGUAUCUUGGUGACUGAUUGGGUUGGACAUGAUGGGGACUGGGAUCUUGUGCGUUGUAUUGUGGGCAUGAAUGCUAAGCUGCGCCUUCGACAGAACUAA
This is a messenger RNA of Penicillium pulvis, 1416 nucleotides long. Its product is annotated as phosphatidylinositol-specific phospholipase C. The transcript has a single exon. Gene Ontology annotation, molecular function: phosphoric diester hydrolase activity. The record is from RefSeq and is a predicted model, not a curated record. Lineage: Eukaryota; Fungi; Ascomycota; Eurotiomycetes; Eurotiales; Aspergillaceae. Gene Ontology annotation, biological process: lipid metabolic process. The coding region runs from base 1 to 1416 and encodes 471 amino acids.